CCCCCAUAUAUAUCACUCUCCUCCAAAAUCCACCACCUGAACACUCAAAAAUAUGGAUAGGCUAAUCAGCUUGGAGCCGUCGAAUGUGGUGACGGUCCGCAUAGAGCCCGGUAGCAAGUGCUCCGGCUCCAUCACCCUCCGCAACGUCAUGUACACCAUGCCCGUCGCCUUCCGCCUCCACCCCACCAACAAAUCCCGCUACACCGUCUCCCCUCAGUCCGGGAUCAUCCUCCCCCUCACCACCCUCACCCUCGACAUCACCUACCUCCCUCCCCCCUCCCUCCCCCACCGCUUCCCCCACUGCGACGACACCUUCGUCCUCCAAAGUGUCGUCGCCCCUGGGGCCGGCGUUAAGAACCCCUCCUCCACAUACGACGCCGUUCCCAACGACUGGUUUACUAAUAAGAAGAAGCAGGUGUAUUCCGAUAGCGGGAUUCGCAUCAUGUUUGUGGGGUCCACUGUGCUGACUCACCUCGUUGCUAAGGGUUGUAUGGAUGAGAUCAGAGAGGUGCUUGAGAAGAGCGAUCCGACGUGGAAGUCUGCGGACGCCGUUGAUGGCGAGGGGCAGCCCCUGCUGCACCUCGCCAUCGCGCAGUGCCGCGCUGACUUGGUGCAGCUUCUGCUGGAGUUCGACCCUGACGUGGAGGCGCGGGGCCGGUCAGGGUCGAGUCCGCUGGAAGCUGCCGCGGCAGCAGGGGAGGCUCUCAUUGUGGAGCUUCUACUCGCGCGUGGGGCGAAUACGGAGAGAUCUGAGUUGUCGAAUUGGGGGCCGAUCCAUCUCGCGGCAGCGAAUGGCCACGCGGAUGUGAUGCGGCAUCUCCUUCUCAAGGGGGCGGAUCCGAAUUCGGUGACCAAGGACGGGCGCGUGGCGCUCCAUUUGGCGGUGGAGGAGAGGCGGAGGGACUGCGUCCGCCUGCUGCUGGCGAGCGCGUCCGUCCGCCCUGACGCGCGCAGCGCCCGCGACGGGGAGACCCCGCUGCACGUGGCAGCAGGGCUGGGGGACGAGCAGAUGGUGAAGCUGCUGCUCCACAAGGGGGCGAACAAGGACGUCCGGAGCAGGGCGGGGAAGACGGCGUACGACCUGGCGGCGGAGGGCGGGCACGCCAGGCUGUACGACGCGCUGCGGCUGGGGGACAGCCUGUGCGCGGCGGCGAGGAAGGGCGACGCGCGGAUGGUGGCGCGUCUGAUCGAGAACGGGGCGGCGGUGAACGGGCGGGACCAGAACGGGUGGACGGCGCUGCACCGGGCGGCGUUCAAGGGGCGGGUGGACGUGGCGAGGGCGGUGGUGGAGAAGGGCGUUGAUGUGGACGCCAAGGACGGGGAAGGGUACACCGCGCUCCACUGCGCGGUGGAGUCGGGGCACGUGGAGGUGAUCGAGAUGCUGGUGAAGAAAGGGGCGGACGUCGAGGCCAAGACGGGCAAGGGCGUCACGGCGCUGCAGAUUGCGCAGUCGCUCAAUUACUCCGGGAUUGUGAGGCUGCUGGCGCGUGGGGCGCCGUCGGAUCGGAGUGUGGAUGCGUUUGCCAAGGUUAGAGAGAUGGACGUAGGAGCCGCGAAGAAGAAGGCCGCGGGUGCUUAUGGCGGGAGAGUGAGGCGGAGUAGCUUCGAUCGCGCUGCUCCGGUGGCGGUGGUGUAGGACAUGGAUGGAAUUCUUUUUGCCUCAUUCUAUACGGAGAGAGAUGUUGAGAGUUCAAGGUUGAUUGUAACAUUGUAUUGAUUCGAGUUGUAAAGUUUGGAUAUGUGAGUAGACUUGUGAUUCUAGGCAUAUUGUAUAAUUACUAUACCUCUUUGCAAUUGGUGCAAUGAUAUAGAAAAAAUGGAGAUCAU
This is a messenger RNA of Salvia hispanica, 1827 nucleotides long. Its product is annotated as protein VAPYRIN-like. Gene Ontology annotation, molecular function: protein binding. Lineage: Eukaryota; Viridiplantae; Streptophyta; Magnoliopsida; Lamiales; Lamiaceae. The record is from RefSeq and is a predicted model, not a curated record.